Messenger RNA from Cooperia oncophora, 204 nucleotides. NCBI's taxonomy places the organism in Eukaryota, Metazoa, Nematoda, Chromadorea, Rhabditida, Trichostrongylidae. The record is from the annotation of a GenBank genome assembly.
AUGGAACCAUAUCGCAUUCAAUACAGCUCAAAUAAUCUAUUGUACUAUCUCUCGUCAAUUCGGGGAGCGAAUCCACUGCAAAAGAAGAAGCUUCUGGAGAAGGAUCUGGCGAAGAGGCAUCCGGUGAAGGAUCAGGUUGAUCAGAAAUCAUGUAAGAAGGUUGUUGUUCAAAUUCUUGCGAAUCCCUGCUGCGCAUCGAUUUGA